AUGGCUUUCACCCAUCAUUCCGGAGGAGGCUCCCCGGCGGCGCAGCAGCAGCCUCCUCCCGGCGGAGGGACCCGAGGAGGAGAACAAGACCGGAGGUCUUGUCAGGCGUUGGCUGCUCUUCUGAUACCCGUAUCGUUUGCUCUGCUUGUGGCUCAGCCGCCGCAGCCUGGCCGGCUGCUCUUUGAGGUCUACAUGGCCUCUAUCUUGCUCAUGUUCUUUACCGGCAUCCUCCUGAUCGGACUCUCUACCCUCACUUGUGAAAGAGCCCCAAAGAUGAUCAAUAUGACUGUGGAGAAGCUUGCAAGUCUGAGAGCUUGGGCCACGUGGGUCGGCAGCGUGUCUCUUCUGGUGGUGCUCGUUCUAUGGUGCUGCCUCCAGCUUCCCAGUUCGUCACUGAUCCGUGUUGGGCUCCUCUUCGUCACCAUGCUCCUAAUUGCCACAACUCCCCUUCUCCUCCUCGGCUGGAGCGAAUACAGGGCGAGCUCUCCACCCCCUAUAGCAGAGCACCGAUGA
Spirodela intermedia is the source of this 513-nucleotide messenger RNA. The record is from the annotation of a GenBank genome assembly. NCBI's taxonomy places the organism in Eukaryota, Viridiplantae, Streptophyta, Magnoliopsida, Alismatales, Araceae.